CCGGAGUUUGAGGCCCUGGAUCACGAGGACCAUCAUGCGGAAAAGUCCCGGGGAUGUGAUUAUCAUCAGAACAACAAAAAAAACACAAACAACCUCCCAGAUAAACUUCCAGCUUUAACUGUAUUUAACGAGAGGAAAUAGCCGAGAAAAAAGCUCAACUUUAACACAAAAUGUCGUCGGAGGAAUUCGAGAAGUUGCACGAAAUCUACAGAUCGCUGUACGACGAGCUGAAGCUAAUGCCAGAGAGAGUCCUCAGAAGUCACGGCGAGGAGAGGAAGAGGCUGGUGAGGACCUUCGAUGAGAGGCAGGGGGAGGCUGAGGAAGUGUUACAAGGAAUGGAAGAAGAGCUGCGCGCGGCCCCUUCCUCCCACAAAAGUGCCAUGAGCACAAAGCUGCGUCUGUACCGACGGGAUCUGGGCAAGCUGCAGAGGGACAUGAAAAACAACGCUCCCGGCUUUGGUUCUCCUUUCCAGCCAGUGGAGGGAGGUCACCACGGCAUCUAUUCAUCACAAAAUCAACAAAGUACACACUUGCAGUCCCAGAGAGCCUUGCUGCUCCAGGGCACAGAUUCCCUGAACAACGCCAGCCAGAGUAUUGAACGAAGUCAGCGCAUCGCCAACGAGACGGAGCAGAUCGGCACGGAUAUCAUCGAGGAGCUGGGGGAGCAGAGGGAACAGCUGGACCGCACCAGAAACAGAUUGGUGAAUACUGGAGAAAACCUCAGUCGAAGCAGAAAAAUUCUUCGUGCCAUGGCACGGCGGCUGGUGACGAACAAGUUGCUGUUAGGGGUCAUCAUUUUAAUGGAGUUGGCCAUUCUAGGUGCUGUAAUUUAUCUGAAGUUCUUCCGGUGAUCAAACCGUACCAUCUGAGAACAGUCUACGCUCUGGAUCCAGGGCAAACCUAGACUCUCUACAUCUGUCUCAACUGACUAUCCAGAAGCAAUAAUGUUCUUUUUCUGUGAGUGCAAAUAAGCACAAUGGAUCAGUCUUAAAGUGAACCUUUACCGAGCGGGGAUUCUGUUCAUGGGCCGGUGAAGUUUCAUUUGACAAGAAGUUUUUACCUGUUAAUGGACCAAACUCACAGAAACUCCACGGACAAACUGUGAACUGAGAUUUGCACUGUUUUACCAAACUGUUAAUACCAAUAAUGCCCGGAUUAUCUGGACAUGUGGGGGCUGCUACAGACCCCAGAGACGAUUCUCUGUAAAGAAUUGUUCAAGCAUGAGUUCGAUCUACUUACUCCCACAUGUGCAGGUUCUCUGGUAGCAGACAUGUUACUGGUAGACAUUUCUCAGAUUGGGAUACUUUAUUAUUAUUUCUCAAAACAGUUGUAUUAUAAUGCAGCAAUAUAUGAAAUACCACCAGUUUUUUUUGUGUGUGUGUUGUCCAGUAUCCAAAUGGUUGUAUUAGGAAUCAUUUUCCUAAUUUUGGGUACUCGGACCUGAGGCCAAAUUUGUCAGUCAGAGGUGUGAAUGUGAAAAAUGGAUGGGAACUCUUAAUACAAGCAAUGUUCUUAGCAGUUAAUGAUAUUGUCUAAUCACUGUAUAAUACAAAAGUCAUGUUUGAAAUAGGGUUCAUUUAUGGGCUUAUUUGACAGUCUACACAUCAUUAAAGCUAAUCUUUAACCUCA
Molecule: messenger RNA, 1629 nt
Organism: Dicentrarchus labrax (European seabass)
Lineage: Eukaryota; Metazoa; Chordata; Actinopteri; Moronidae
Gene: vti1b
Product: vesicle transport through interaction with t-SNAREs 1B
Exons: 6
Coding region: 171-851 (226 amino acids)
Biological process (GO): vesicle fusion with Golgi apparatus; regulation of protein localization to plasma membrane; Golgi to vacuole transport
Cellular component (GO): ER to Golgi transport vesicle membrane; late endosome membrane; endoplasmic reticulum membrane
Molecular function (GO): SNAP receptor activity; SNARE binding
Source: RefSeq, a predicted model, not a curated record